AUGUCUCUGAAGAAACCUCCUCCGGCACCACCAAGGAAGCCCGAAACGAACAUAUCAUUCUUUCUUGAGACUCUUAUUCCCUUCCUAUUCGCCGGCCUCGGUCUGAUUUUUGCUGGCCUUCUUCUCGAGGAUGCCGAAACCUGGUCGUUCUUCAUAGAGCUUCCGGACGCUGUCACACUAGUACCGACCCUGGUUGGAUUAAAAGGCAACCUCGAGAUGACGUUGGCUUCCAGGCUGUCUACCCUGGCGAACCUCGGAUUUAUGGAGACGCCAAAACAAAAAUGGCAAGUGGCACUGUCUAACAUGGCGCUUAUUCAGACACAAGCUAUCGUUGUUUCGUCGAUUGCCGUCAUUCCAGCAGCACUAUUGGGAGAGAAG
Messenger RNA from Cooperia oncophora, 378 nucleotides. Lineage: Eukaryota; Metazoa; Nematoda; Chromadorea; Rhabditida; Trichostrongylidae. The record is from the annotation of a GenBank genome assembly.